This is a messenger RNA of Nelumbo nucifera (sacred lotus), 5489 nucleotides long. Its product is annotated as putative phosphoinositide phosphatase SAC9. The record is from RefSeq and is a predicted model, not a curated record. NCBI's taxonomy places the organism in Eukaryota, Viridiplantae, Streptophyta, Magnoliopsida, Proteales, Nelumbonaceae. Gene Ontology annotation, molecular function: protein binding; phosphatase activity.
AAAAUAAAUAAAUACAAUACAAAAUAAAAAAAACCCAUAAAUACAGCCCAAAGUUCAUCUUUACCGCCACGGCAAAGAUCCGAGGAGCUGAGAGCUCCAAUCGUCCAGAAACUACUACCGAACAAUCAUCUAUCGGCUUCUUCGUUUUCUCUCCUUUCUGAUUACAUGAUAUAAUCGUCAGUUAGAAUAUCCAAAAUUUCCAUAUCGCCAGCCAGGUAGAGAGCUUUGAGGCGUGCAUGGUCGCUGCUUCUUGAAUCAUCUCUUCCAACCCAAGAGAAAUUUUGGGUGAACUAGUCAAUUCGGAAUUGCCAACAUAAGCCUCCACAAAAUUGUAGGAGUGAUUGGCUGUGACACAUAUGGAAGCACAAGUUAGUUUGAGGGAUACCUCUGUUGUUGUUGCUAUACUUGAUACUGGUGAAGUAUAUAUAGUUGUCAGCUUGUCCACAAGGAGUGACACCCAGGUGAUUUAUAUUGAUCCCACAACUGGAUUACUUUGUUACAAUGGGAAGAUAGGAGUUGAUAUUUUCAGUUCUGAAGAUGAAGCUUUGAACUGCAUUACAAAUGGAUCAAAGUGGCUUUGUAAGAGUAAAAUUUAUGCUAGAGCAAUACUGGGUUAUUCGUCCCUAGGGAGCUUUGGGUUACUUUUAGUUGCAACAAAAUUGACUGCCAGCAUACCAAAUUUUCCUGGUGGAGGAUGUGUAUAUACUGUGACUGAGAGCCAAUGGAUCAAGAUUCCACUUCAAAAUCCUCAACCCCAGGGUAAAGGGGAACUAAAGAACAUCCAAGAAUUGGCUGAGCUUGAGAUUGAUGGGAAGCACUAUUUCUGUGAAACAAGGGAUAUAACUCGACCUUUUCCAAGCCGCAUGCCAUUGCAGAAGCCAGAUGAUGAAUUUGUUUGGAACGGAUGGUUUUCAAUGCCUUUCAAAGAAAUUGGGCUGGCACAACACUGUGUAGUUCUUUUGCAGGGGUUCGCAGAAUGUCGAGUAUUUGGAAGCUCAGGUCAGCAAGAAGGAAUGGUUGCUCUCAUAGCUCGCCGCAGCAGACUGCAUCCUGGUACUCGAUACUUGGCUAGAGGGUUGAAUUCAUGUUUUGGCACAGGAAAUGAAGUAGAGUGUGAGCAAGUUGUGUGGGUUCCUAGGAAGACUGGUCAAAGUAUUCCUUUCAAUGUGUAUAUUUGGCGACGAGGCACCAUACCAAUAUGGUGGGGUGCAGAGCUGAAGAUCACUGCUGCAGAGGCAGAAAUUUAUGUUUCAGAUAAUCCUUAUAAGGGAAGUUUGCAAUACUACCAGCGAUUAAGUAAGAGAUAUGGUGGUUGUAAUUCAGAUGCAACUCCUGGAGUUAAUCAGAAGAAGAGUUCUUUGGUUCCUAUUUUAUGUGUCAACUUACUUAGAAAUGGUGAAGGGAAGUCUGAAUCCAUCUUAGUACAGCAUUUUGAAGAAUCCUUAAAUCAUGUCAGAUCAACUGGGAAACUUCCAUAUACUCGGAUUCAUUUAAUAAAUUAUGAUUGGCAUGCAAGCGUAAAACUGAAAGGUGAACAGCAAACAAUUGAAGGGCUCUGGAAACUCCUGAAACAACCUACGAUAACUGUAGGCAUUUGUGAAGGUGAUUACCUGCAUUCAUGUCAGCAACUCAAAGACUGUCAAGGAGAACUUGUCUACAAUGAAGAUUUUGAGGGUGUUUUUUGCUUAAGAUCACACCAAAAUGGGGUGAUACGUUUUAACUGUGCAGAUUCUUUGGAUAGAACAAAUGCUGCUAGUUAUUUUGGGUCACUUCAAGUUUUUGUAGAGCAAUGUAGACGGCUAGGGCUAUUACUUGACACUGAUGUCAUGUUUGGUUUUCCAUCGGUAUAUAAUUAUGGUGGAUAUAAUGCUCCAUUGCCACCGGGCUGGGAAAAACGUUCUGAUGCAGUGACAGGAAAAACAUAUUACAUUGAUCACAACACUAGGACCACAACCUGGGUGCAUCCAUGUCCGGAUAAACCUUGGAAGAGAUUUGACAUGACUUUUGAAGAGUUCAAGAGAUCAACAAUAUUAUCACCAAUUUCUCAGCUUGCUGACCUUUUUCUGCUUGCUGGUGAUAUUCAUGCAACACUAUAUACUGGUUCUAAAGCUAUGCAUAGCCAAAUUCUCAGUAUCUUUACUGAUGAACCUGGCAAGUUUAAACAGUUCUCUGCUGCACAGAAUAUGAAGAUCACCCUGCAGAGAAGGUACAAUAAUGUGCUUGUGGAUAGCUCCCGACAGAAGCAAUUGGAAAUGUUUCUUGGAAUGAGACUCUUCAAACAUCUCCCUUCGGUUUCACUUCAUCCUUUGAGAGUUUUAUCCCGAUCAUCUGCUUGCUUUCUGAAACCAGUGGUGAAUAUAUGCCCAAGUUCCAAUGGUGAAGCUGAUCUUCUGAGUUUUAAGAGAAAAGACCUAAUAUGGAUUUGUCCCCAGGCUGCAGAUGUUGUUGAACUUUUCAUUUACCUCAGUGAGCCUUGCCAUGUUUGUCAGCUUCUUCUCACAAUUUCACAUGGUGCAGAUGAUACAACUUUUCCAGCAACUGUUGAUGUCAGAACAGGACGCAACCUAGAUGGGCUUAAACUUGUUCUCGAGGGAGCUUCUAUACCACAAUGUUCAAAUGGGACAAACCUUAUAAUACCUUUAGCAGGUGCAGUUAGUUCAGAGGAUAUGGCUGUGACUGGAGCAGGUGCACGACUUAAUGCUCAAGAUUCAUCUAGUCUUCUAUCAUUGUACGAUUUUGAGGAACUAGAGGGAGAAAUAGACUUCCUUACUCGAAUUAUUGCUCUUACAUUCUAUCCUGCUGUUCCUGGCAAAACCCCUAUAACUCUUGGUGAGAUAGAGGUACUUGGAGUUUCUCUUCCUUGGAAGGGUAUACUUUCAACGGAAGGGCAUGGUGAAAAAUUCUGCAAGCUCCUUGACAAGUUUCAGGAGACCAAUAACAAAUCCCAGGAGACCAAUCCUUUUCUUUGUGGUUCUGAUACCAACCCAUUUGUUGGUGCAUCAUUAGCCAAUGGAAAUGUUCCAUCAACACAACCAAAUGCCACCUCUGGCAUCUGGGUGGACCUCUUGACUGGUGAUGCCAUGCUUCCCGAUUCCAUUGCUCAACCACAGACAAAAAAUGUUAGUUCUGUGGGGGGUGAGUUGCUUGAUUUCUUAGAUGAUGCUGUUACUAAAUACCAUGGUCCAGAAGCAGAUUCUAAAUUCUCUUCACCAAAAGAUGAAGGAGGUCCAGAUGACAGUGCCACCCAACAUUACAUAAAUUGCUUGAAAGCCCUGACUGGUCUGAAUAUGGAAAGGAAGCUAGACUUCAUGGAAGCCAUGCAACUUGAAAUUGAACGCUUGCGUUCAAAUAUUUCUGCUGCUGACAGGGAUAGAGUUUUAUUAUCAGUUGGCAUUGAUCCUGCUACCAUAAAUCCAAAUGGAUUACUUGAUGAUUCUUACAUGUCCCGAUUAUGCAGAGUUGCAAACAACCUUGCACUGCUGGGGCAGGCUGCACUAGAGGACAAAGUUACUGCUGCAAUUGGUCUUGAGACUCUUGAUGAUAAUCCUAUAGAUUUCUGGAAUAUUACUAGAAUUGGAGAAACUUGUUCUGGUGCAAUUUGUGAGGUUCGCGCUGUAACCCAUCCUGCUGCAUAUGCGCCUUCUAUGGUUUCCCAUGGAGGAGUAUUGCCAUCCACUUUGUUAUGUUCUCAAUGUGAAAGAAAGGUGUGUAAAGUGUGCUGUGCUGGAAGAGGAGCUCUCCUGCUUUCAAGCUACAACUCAAGGGAAGUAUCAGGCUUUAAUGGCUUGUCAAAUAGGAGUGGGUCUAGCCAUGGUAGCCAAACAGAUGGUGUCUCCACAAACCGUUCUACCAUACUGGAUGGAGUUAUCUGUAAAUCAUGCUGCAGUGACAUUGUGCUUGAUGCAUUGAUCUUGGAUUAUGUCAGGGUCUUGGUUAGCUCAUGGAGAAGUGCUCGUGCAGAUAGUGCAGCAUAUAAAGCUAUGAAUGAGGUGAUGGGGCUUACCUCAAUGGAUCAUCUUAUUGAAAGAAACAGAAUGUCUGAUGGUCAACAAGCUGUUGAUAUCAUAAAGAAACUACUUAACGGAGAGGAAUCACUUGCUGAAUUUCCAUCUGCCAGCCUUUUGCAUUCGAUUGAAACGGCAGUAGGCUCAGUGCCAUCCUUGUCAUUGCUAGCUCCACUUGAUUCUGGACCACAGCAUGCAUAUUGGAGAGCUCCUGCCAAUACUUCGUCUGUUGAAUUUGCCAUUGUUCUUGGCAGUCUUUCUGAUGUCUCUGGGGUGAUCUUACUUGUUAGUCAAUGUGGCUAUUCAACAACAGACUCGCCUACUGUACAAAUAUGGGCCAGCAAUAAGAUAAAUAAGGAAGAAAGGUCAUGCGUAGGAAAAUGGGACAUCCAAUCCCUGAUCUCAUCUUCCUCUGAAAUUUAUGGGCCAGAAAGAUCAGGUAGAGAUGGUAAUAUUCCAAGGCAUGUGAAAUUCACCUUCAAGAAUUCAAUAAGAUGCCGUAUCAUUUGGAUAUCUCUAUGUCUUAGGCGGCCUGGUUCAAGUUCUGUUAAUUUAGAAAAAGGGUUUGAUCUUCUUUCUCUAGAUGAAAACCCUUUUGCAUUUAGCCAUCGUGCCUCUUUUGGAGGUAGUACAGUUGAAAGCAAUCCAUGUCUUCAUGCCAAAAGGCUUUUAGUAGUUGGAAGUCCUGUAAGGAAAGAUCUGGGGCUUGCAUCACAAGGGUUUGACAAGAUAAAUUUGAAAUCCUGGUUGGAGAGAGCUCCACAAUUGAGUCGAUUUAAGGUUCCAAUUGAGGCUGAAAGAUUGUUUGGCAAUGAUUUAGUCUUGGACCAGUAUUUAUCACCUGCAUCACCUCCACUGGCUGGAUUUCGUCUUGAUGCUUUCAAUGUGAUAAAGCCUCGUAUUACCCAUUCACCUUCUUUGGAUGUGAGUGCCUGGGAUACCUCCUUAACCUGUUUAGAAGACAGGUGUAUCUCUCCAGCAGUCUUGUUUAUUCAAGUAUCUGCUCUCCAGGAACCUAACAAUUUAGUUACUGUUGGAGAAUACCGGUUGCCAGAAGCUCGAGCUGGGACAGCUAUGUAUUUCGAUUUCCCAAGACAGAUACAGGCGCGUAGAAUCACCUUCAAACUUCUUGGAGAUGUUUCUGCUUUUGUAGAUGAUUUAGCAGAGCAAGAUGACUCGGAUUUCCGAGGUCUACCAUUAGCAACAGGAUUGUCUUUGUCAAAUAGGAUCAAGUUAUAUUCUUACGAUCUUGGGAAGUUUGCCAGCCUUUCUGCUGUUUGAAUAUCAUUUUUCAUUGUAUGUUGUAACUUGUGACAUAUGAAGAGGAUUCUGGGCAUGGAGAUGGCUGGUCGUUUUAUGAUUAAAUUUUAUUGUAAGAUGAGCUUUGUGACAAUUUUUAUGUAUAUUUAUUGUUGUUGUUUACGGGAAAGAUUGAAUAUUGAUUCCUCUUGCUAGCGGACUGACCUUGUCAGGUGGUUUGUUUUC